Molecule: messenger RNA, 1824 nt
Organism: Emys orbicularis (European pond turtle)
Lineage: Eukaryota; Metazoa; Chordata; Testudines; Emydidae
Product: immunoglobulin superfamily member 1-like
Exons: 8
Coding region: 1-1824 (607 amino acids)
Source: RefSeq, a predicted model, not a curated record
AUGGACGAGAGGUGGGCCAAGAGGGCCUGCCAGGGGGCUUUGCUGCGGAAGUUUGAACUGACCCCCGAGACGUACAGGAAACGAUUCCAGGGUGUACGCAAGACCUCAGGUGUCUCUUACAAGGAGGUCACCAACCUGCUGGGGGAAUAUCUCUGCAAGUGGGGGAAGGGCACAGGGGCCACUACCACAGAGGACGCGUAUAACCUGGUGGGGUUGGAGCAGCUGUAUGACAUCUGCCCUCCAGACCUUAAGAUGUGGCUAGUGGACCGGAAGCCCAAAGAUCUGCGCAGUGCAGGGGCAGUGGCAGAUGAGUUUGCGGACAAGCUCCCUGCGCCCGGACCCUCCAUCUCCGUCAGCCCUAGAGGGGUGAUCGCCCCGGGACAAGCCAUCACCAUCCGCUGUCAGUGUCCGUGCGAGGCCAGGAGAUUAUUUAUGUAUAAAGAUGGAAUCAAAAUCCGGGAGGUGGAAGCUGCUGGGGAUGGGGGUGAAUUCACCAUCCCCAGCACCAGAUGGGAAGACUCAGGGAGCUACAGCUGUCGAUCUCGCUCCAGAUUAGAGCCGCCCAACAGGUCGGAUCCCAGUGAUUACGUGCGGAUUGUUGUAGCAGAGCCCAGCUACCCCAAACCCAUCAUCUCCCUGAGACCCAGCGGGGGGGUCUCCCUGGGGGGAGCCGUGAGCGUCUGGUGUCGGGGGCAGCGCCGGGGAGUGCGGUUCGUGCUGAAUAAAGAGGGACGCCAUUUCCCACCUGUGGAUUCGGAUGACAUUGAGGCUGUGUUUCCCAUCAGCAACGUGAGCCGGGAGGACGGCGGGAGCUACAGCUGCUCCUAUCACAGCAGAUCGGAGCCGCUCGCCGUGUCGUACCCCAGCGACCCCAUGGAGCUGGUGCUGAGAGAUCCCAGCUUACCCAGACCCUCCAUCACUCUGAGCCCCACUGGGGUCACCGCCCCAGGGGCAGACGCCACCAUCCGGUGUCAGGGGCAGCGCCGGAACGUGACGUUCUUCCUGCACAAGGCUGGAGACCUGAACCCGCAGCGACACGUGGACCCUGCUGGGGACGGGGCCGAGUUCCGCAUCCCCACCAUGGGCCGGCAGCACGGAGGGAACUACAGCUGCAGCUACCGGCCCCAAUCAGAGCCCUUCAUCUCGUCAUACCCCAGCAGCUAUGUGGAGCUGGUGGUAGCAGAGCCCAGCUACCCCAAACCCAACAUCUCCCUGAGCCCCAGCGGGGGGGUCUCCCUCGGGGGAGCCGUGACUGUCUGGUGUCGGGGGCAGCACCGGGGCAUGCGGUUCGUGCUGAAUAAAGAGGGACGCCAUUUCCCACCUGUGGAUUCGGACGGGUUUGAGGCUGUGUUUCCCAUCAGCAAUGUGAGCCGGGAGGAUGGUGGGAGCUACAGCUGCUCCUAUCACAGCAGAUCGGAGCCGUUCACCGUGUUGUACCCCAGCGACCCCGUGGAGCUGGUGGUGAGAGGGGCAGACGCCACCAUCCCGUGUCAGGGGCAGCGCCGGGACGUGAGAUUCUUCCUGCACAAGGCUGGAGACCUGAACCCGCAGCAACACGUGGACCCUGCUGGGGACAGGGCCGAGUUCCACAUCCCCACCGUGAGCCGGCAGCACGGAGGGAACUACAGCUGCAGCUACCGGCCCCGAUCAGAGCCCUUCGUCUCCUCAGAGCCCAGCAACCCCGUGCAGCUGGUGGUAGCAGCAGCCCCCCCGGAUUUCACCAACACCAACAUCGCCCGCCUGGGGCUGGGUGCCACGGUCCUGCUCGUCCUGGGGCUGAUCCUGGCUGAGGCCUAUUACAGCCGCCCAAGGGGGGCACCCUAG